Molecule: messenger RNA, 276 nt
Organism: Plasmopara halstedii
Lineage: Eukaryota; Oomycota; Peronosporomycetes; Peronosporales; Peronosporaceae
Exons: 4
Coding region: 1-276 (91 amino acids)
Biological process (GO): G protein-coupled receptor signaling pathway
Source: RefSeq, a predicted model, not a curated record
AUGUCAGAUGCAACGACAAAGAAGCUAACGGAAGAGAUUGCGCGGCUUGAAUCUGAUCUAAAAACCCUUGAAGCUUCUUGCACAACAUCAGAGGCAGCUAAGAAAAUUGCCGGGUACUGCCAAAGCACGGCAGAUCCGUUUCUUGGAGAAAAUGAAGGUGGGUUUCUUGAUAAGGAAAUUGAUAAUGAAGAGCCAAACACGGUGCUUAACGGCGUUGUCACAUUCGGCAAAGCUACCUAUAAACUCGACUUUUACACAAGCGUGCGAACAUUGUAA